Messenger RNA from Setaria italica (foxtail millet), 2313 nucleotides. RefSeq lists its product as uncharacterized. The transcript has a single exon. The record is from RefSeq and is a predicted model, not a curated record. Lineage: Eukaryota; Viridiplantae; Streptophyta; Magnoliopsida; Poales; Poaceae. The coding region runs from base 783 to 2039 and encodes 418 amino acids.
UCUAAUUUCCUAUCUCGACUCUACUUAAAUGCAUCCUAAACGAUAAAGUGGUCGUACCACUAAAAUGAGUUCAGAACUGAAUGGGCCAAAUGGGCCACCUGGUAGUAUCUUCAGUUCCCUGUUAGAUUAAUCAAGCUGGCCUACGGCCCACCCACUCCAAUGCUGGUUGUUCGUGUUCCGGGAUUGAUGGGUCAACUCAGCGCAAGAAUGAGGUUGUUCUUCUUGUUCGGUUCGUCACUCCUGUCCAGAAACUUGCCUGCAUCAAUCUGCACGCGUGCCUGGCAGCCUUGGUCCCCGACUCCCUGUCGGUCUGUCUCCGCGUGACGCAUGCCUGCGCAGCAGCCUCCUCUGCUCUCCUAGAAUACUGUUACCGCGUCCGUGGUUUCAAAGUUUGAACAGAAUCCGCCGCCCGCUCCCUCUCCUCUCACACAGUAACUGCAGAGAGACUGUGUCCCCGACAGGUGGGCUUGGCGGGCAACAGGCUCACCUGUCAGCCACCGGACUCCCUCUGCUGUUACUGCGGAGGAGUCUCGUCCCUCACACACACUCACACCUGCCCGGCGCCCUCACCUGCCAGUCUCGUUCACACUCAGUCAGCAGUCAGCACCCCACCUGCCCGGCGCCCUCACCUCUCUAUUCUUUCACUUGCCAGUUGCCACCUUGAUCCACACACACUCAGAACGCUCGCUCCCUCCACCGCAUUCCUCUCCAAUCCCUAUAUAUUCAGACAUUCUCCUCCGGCCGCCGUCCACCGUCACUACCGAGCUAGUAGCCAGACAGCAAUGGCAGCCUCCUCUUCCUCCUUCCAAAGAGGCGGCGGCGAGCUACGAGGAAGGUGGGGGAGUCCCGAGCGCACGGUGGUGUGGACCGAGCCCAAGCAUCACACGCCCAAGCCAACGACCAGGAAGGUGGCCGUGGUGUACUACCUCUGCCACCUCGACGGCCACCUCGACCACCCACACUUCCUGGAGAUAGAGCUCCCGCUCUCCUCCUCCCACCGCGCCGCCGCCGCCGGCGGCCUCUACCUCCGGGACUUCACGGCCCGCCUCGACGCGCUCCGCGGCAGCGGCAUGCCCGCCAUGUACGCCUGGUCCGCCAAGCGGAGCUACAGGAACGGGUACGUGUGGCAGGACCUCGCCGAGGACGACCUCGUCCACCCCGCCCACGGCGCCGACGAGUACGUCCUCAAGGGCUCCCCGCUCCUCCUCUUCCCCCAGCCGCCGCCCGCGCUCCGCGACGCCUCCUCCUCCUCCUCCAGCCGCCGCCGCAAGAACUGGAGCUCCUUCGACCUCGGCGAGUACAGUAACAACAAGCUGGCGGCCCUGAGCACCGGCGCCGCCCAGCAACAAUCCGCGGCCACGCAAACCGACCACCGCCAUGGGCCGGACCUGCAGGAGUCCACCGAGCUGGCCAUCGACGAGGUCUCGCCGCCGCCGUCCUCCGGCAGCCCGGACGACAGCUGCGGCAGGGAGGUCGGCGUGAUCGCCGGCGGGCGGAUGCGCGCGUCGGCGGUGCUGAUGCAGCUCUUCUCCUGCGGGUCCGUGGGCGCCGCGAAGCGGGGCCACGCGCGUGGGCGCUCCGACCUGCCGACGACAAGCGCCGGCGGCAGUAGCAGGCAGGCGGCGGAGAAGGAGGCGGACGCAUGCACGACGCCGGCGAGAGCGGAAUGCUCUUCGGGCGGCGUCGGAACUGGCGCCGGCUUGGGUGAUAUUAUGGAGCGGGACUACUUCAGCGGCAGCCUCGUCGAGAGCAGCAGCAGCAAGACCCGCAGCGGCGGCGAUGCCGCUCUUCUCCUCAAGAGGUCAUCCUCCUGCAACGCUGACAGGGGCGCCGCGAAGCUGAAGCUGCCAGUGGCGGCGAGGGAGCAGGUGGUCCGCGCCGGGUGCCUCGCCUCCCGAGGAAGAGGAAGCCGCGUGCCCACCAAGAAAAAUCAAACUAAAUCCACGGCGGCCGAGAGCAGGGACGACGGAGGCGAAUGCACCAAGGGCGCGACGACGGACCCGCCGCCGGCGGCGGCGGACGGGGCGGGGAGCAGCUAGCUGGCGAGCUCUAGUGCCCAUGAAGCCAAGUUGAUUUGCGGGCGUCGGUACGGGCACGGCACGGCGUCGCGCGCUCCGAUCGAGACGUGGAUGGACCUCGUGGACGACGAGUCAACUCGUCGGAGUCAGCUGAGAUCUGCCACUACUAUUUGGCAUUUGCAUUGGCGAUGCUUGCAACGGCACGCACUUGUACUAAUAUACUGUAAACAAGUCUUAGCGUGCCUGAUUCCCUUGCUUAUUUCUAGUUAAUUAAUUAUUAGUUCGUCUUUUGCAG